UUUUAUCCGGCCCACAACCGCCUUUCCAGACCCGAAAUUGAACUGCUCUUCUUUGUUGGGUCUCUCAUAACUCAGAAGACCAUGGAGAACAAAGCCGCGACCAUGGAGAACGGUGAAAUUCCCGAAAACGCGAACGAGCAUUGCCCUGGCCCCAAAUCAGAGUCUGCAGGACAAUCUGACGCCUGCCAAGGUUGCCCCAAUCAAGAAGUUUGUGCUACAGUGCCUAAAGGCCCUGACCCAGACUUGGUUGCAAUUGCAGAAAGAUUGGCUACUGUCAAGCAUAAGAUACUAGUUUUAUCGGGGAAGGGUGGAGUUGGCAAAAGCACAUUCUCUGCCCAACUGUCAUUUGCUUUAGCAGCAAUGGACUUCCAGGUAGGUCUACUUGACAUUGACAUUUGUGGCCCGAGCAUACCCAAGAUGCUUGGCCUAGAAGGUCAAGAUGUCCACCAGAGCAACCUUGGUUGGUCUCCCGUCUAUGUUGAGUCCAACCUUGGCGUCAUGUCGAUUGGAUUCAUGCUUCCUAACCCUGAUGAAGCUGUCAUAUGGAGAGGCCCACGCAAGAAUGGGCUCAUCAAGCAAUUCCUGAAGGACGUGUACUGGGGUGAACUUGAUUUUUUGGUUGUUGAUGCUCCUCCCGGGACCUCAGACGAGCACAUCUCAAUUGUCCAAUUGCUCGAGGCUACUGGAAUAGAUGGUGCAAUUAUAGUCACCACUCCACAAGAAGUCUCCUUGAUUGAUGUGCGGAAAGAAGUGAGUUUCUGCAAGAAAGUUGGAGUUCAGGUUCUCGGGGUUGUUGAGAACAUGAGUGGCUUGUGCCAACCAGUGAUGGAUUUCAAGUUUAUGAGGAUGACGGAGACAGGUGAACAAAAAGAUGUUACAGAGUGGGUUAAGGAAUAUCUGAGAGAAAAAGCCCCAGAACUUCAAAAUUUGAUAGCUUGCAGUGAAGUCUUUGAUAGCAGUGGUGGUGGUGCAGAAAAAAUGUCUAGGGAAAUGGGUGUGCCUUUUCUUGGCAAGGUACCAUUGGACCCACAGCUCUGCAAGGCAGCUGAAGAAGGUAGAUCCUGCUUUGCUGAUAAAAAAUGCCCAGUGAGCGCUCCUGCACUGAAGAUGAUCAUAGAAAAACUAAUAGAAGAGCAUGGGUUCUCAAAAAUGUUGGUAGAUGAUAGUGCAUAGGCUAUUAGCUUUGGCUAGUGGUGCUAGUGGAUCAAAAUUUUGUCUGUGUUCUUCUGUCCCCUUUUAUCUAUAAAUGGCAUGAAUUUCAUUUGUUUGUGGCGUUUACAUUACUUUUUAAGUUAUAUGUAACAGCAGAGUUGUUUAUACAUGACCACUGGUGAAUGUAAUGACCCUUUUUUUGCUGUUUCAAUUAAAAAGAUACCCCUUCUUGUAUCUGCCACAGUAAAUCAGUGAUGGUUCCAUAA
This is a messenger RNA of Corylus avellana, 1418 nucleotides long. It is a transcript of the gene NBP35, whose product is annotated as nucleotide binding protein 35. NCBI's taxonomy places the organism in Eukaryota, Viridiplantae, Streptophyta, Magnoliopsida, Fagales, Betulaceae. The record is from RefSeq and is a predicted model, not a curated record. Gene Ontology annotation, cellular component: cytosol. Gene Ontology annotation, biological process: iron-sulfur cluster assembly. Gene Ontology annotation, molecular function: ATP binding; ATP-dependent FeS chaperone activity; 4 iron, 4 sulfur cluster binding.